Molecule: messenger RNA, 3187 nt
Organism: Vitis vinifera (wine grape)
Lineage: Eukaryota; Viridiplantae; Streptophyta; Magnoliopsida; Vitales; Vitaceae
Product: receptor-like protein EIX1
Exons: 1
Coding region: 113-3169 (1018 amino acids)
Molecular function (GO): protein binding
Source: RefSeq, a predicted model, not a curated record
CCUCGCCCGUCCGUGUUCCCCGAGCAACAGAAAAUUUGGAUGCGAGUCAUGUGACCACCACAAUCCCAGCAAGUUAAUCAAUUCCUCUAGAAUAUGUCCGUGGACGAAGACUAUGGGGUAUAUAUGUAUAGGGAGAGAGCUUCACCACAUGUGGCCUCUGAAUAGCACAGCAUCUCCCAGUGGCGGGCCGAACAGCAUGGCUAAUAACAACGUCUUCAUUCAACUUCUUUUUCUUAUCAUCACCUCCUCAGGGUUUCUUUUCCAUGAUACCAUUAAAGUUGGCUCCUGCCAGGGUGAUCAUCAAAGGGGUUGCGUUGACACAGAGAAGGUGGCUCUUCUCAAGUUCAAACAAGGCCUCACAGAUACAUCGGAUCGGCUCUCAUCUUGGGUCGGGGAAGACUGCUGCAAAUGGAGAGGCGUGGUCUGCAACAACAGGAGCCGUCAUGUCAUCAAACUCACACUGCGUUAUCUUGAUGCUGAUGGAACAGAAGGCGAGUUGGGUGGUAAGAUCAGUCCUGCUUUGCUUGAAUUGAAAUAUUUGAAUUACUUAGACUUGAGCAUGAACAAUUUUGGAGGGACUCCAAUCCCCAAGUUCAUUGGUUCGUUGGAGAAGUUGAGAUAUCUCAAUCUCUCUGGUGCAUCCUUCGGUGGACCUAUUCCUCCACAACUUGGAAAUCUUUCCAGCCUGCACUACCUUGAUCUCAAGGAAUACUUCGAUGAGUCAAACCAGAAUGAUCUUCAUUGGAUAUCGGGUCUUACUUCGUUAAGACACCUUAAUUUAGGAGGUGUAGAUCUAAGCCAGGCUGCAGCUUAUUGGCUUCAAGCUGUUAGCAAGCUUCCUUCUCUUUCCGAGUUGCACCUACCUGCUUGUGCACUUGCAGACCUUCCUCCCUCUCUUCCAUUUUCCAAUCUGAUCACAUCUCUUUCAAUCAUCGAUCUUUCCAACAAUGGUUUCAACUCCACAAUACCCCACUGGUUAUUCCAGAUGAGGAAUCUUGUGUAUCUAGAUCUCAGUUCCAACAAUCUACGAGGCUCAAUUCUUGAUGCUUUUGCAAACGGGACUUCUAUUGAAAGAUUAAGAAACAUGGGUAGUCUGUGCAAUUUGAAAACAUUGAUCCUUUCUCAGAACGAUUUGAAUGGGGAAAUAACUGAACUGAUUGAUGUUUUAUCUGGGUGCAACAGCAGUUGGUUAGAGACGCUGGAUCUGGGCUUCAAUGAUCUGGGUGGUUUUCUUCCUAAUUCCCUAGGAAAACUCCAUAACUUGAAGUCUCUUUGGCUUUGGGAUAACUCCUUUGUAGGCUCCAUUCCGAGUUCAAUUGGAAACUUAUCGUAUUUGGAAGAAUUGUACCUCUCAGAUAACUCAAUGAAUGGGACCAUCCCUGAAACUCUUGGACGACUUUCCAAGUUGGUUGCGAUAGAGCUAUCUGAGAAUCCACUGACGGGAGUUGUAACAGAGGCUCAUUUUUCAAAUCUUACGAGUUUAAAGGAGUUUUCAAACUAUAGAGUGACUCCAAGAGUUUCCCUGGUUUUUAAUAUCAGUCCUGAGUGGAUUCCUCCUUUUAAACUCAGCCUCCUCAGAAUAAGAUCAUGCCAAAUGGGUCCCAAGUUUCCCGCAUGGCUUAGAAAUCAAACUGAGCUCACUGAUGUAGUGCUCAAUAAUGCUGGGAUCUCACACACCAUACCAGAGUGGUUUUGGAAGUUGGAUUUGCGUCUUGAUGAGCUCGACCUCGGUUCCAAUAACCUGGGUGGCAGGGUGCCAAACUCAAUGAAGUUUCUUCCUGGAUCCACCGUUGAUUUGAGUGAAAACAACUUUCAGGGGCCUUUGCCAUUAUGGUCAUCCAAUGUGAUGAAACUGUAUUUAUAUGACAAUUUCUUUUCUGGCCCAAUUCCUCUGGAGUUUGGUGAAAGAAUGCCCAUGCUGACAGAUCUAGAUCUCUCCAGUAAUGCUCUAAAUGGCACCAUUCCCCUCUCCUUCGGGAAAUUAAAUAACUUAUUGACCCUUGUCAUCUCCAACAAUCAUUUGUCUGGAGGAAUUCCAGAGUUUUGGAAUGGUUUACCUUACCUCUAUGCCAUAGACAUGAACAACAACAAUUUAUCUGGUGAGCUGCCAAGUUCUAUGGGUUCUCUAAGAUUCCUUAGAUUCCUGAUGAUAAGCAACAAUCAUCUUUCUGGCCAACUUCCUUCAGCUUUGCAGAAUUGCACAGGCAUUCAUACUCUUGAUCUUGGAGGCAACAGAUUUUCAGGAAAUGUUCCAGCGUGGAUAGGAGAAAGGAUGCCUAACUUGCUUAUUCUACGCUUACGAUCAAAUUUGUUCCAUGGGAGUAUUCCAUCACAAUUGUGCACUCUUUCUUCUCUCCACAUACUGGAUCUUGGAGAAAAUAAUUUUUCGGGAUUCAUUCCCUCUUGUGUGGGGAAUUUGAGUGGCAUGGCCUCUGAAAUCGACUCUCAACGAUAUGAGGGCGAGUUGAUGGUGUUGAGGAAAGGAAGAGAAGACUUAUACAAAAGUAUUCUUUAUCUGGUUAAUAGUAUGGACUUGUCAGACAAUAACCUAUGUGGAGAGGUGCCUGAAGGAGUAACAAAUCUUUCAAGACUUGGCACCUUGAACUUGUCCAUAAACCAUUUGACGGGAAAAAUACCAGACAAUAUUGGGAGCUUACAGGGGUUAGAAACUCUUGACCUCUCAAGGAACCAUCUUUCAGGCGUAAUCCCCCCAGGUAUGGCUUCUUUGACUUCCUUGAAUCACUUGAACCUGUCGUAUAACAACCUGUCGGGUAGAAUUCCAACAGGCAACCAGUUGCAAACCUUGGACGAUCCAUCCAUAUAUGAGAACAACCCUGCACUCUGUGGGCCUCCAACAACAGCCAAGUGCCCUGGUGAUGAUCAGCGGCCUAAAACGCGCAGUGGGGACAAUGUAGAGGAUGAGAAUGAGAACGGGGAUGGCUUUGAAAUGAAGUGGUUCUACGUGAGCAUGGGGCCAGGAUUUGCGGUGGGAUUUUGGGGAGUUUGUGUCACCUUAAUAGUCAAGAAUUCGUGGAGGCAUGCUUAUUUUAGGCUUGUGUAUGACGUGAAAGAAUGGCUGCUCAUGGUUAUCUCACUGAAUGUAGCUCGUCUGCGGAGGAAACUGAAUUUGGGUAGUAUUUGGAUAACUUUCAACAGUUUCUUGAAAUAAAUGAAGGCUUGUAUGCAA